Messenger RNA from Anthostomella pinea, 636 nucleotides. The record is from the annotation of a GenBank genome assembly. NCBI's taxonomy places the organism in Eukaryota, Fungi, Ascomycota, Sordariomycetes, Xylariales, Xylariaceae.
AUGGGCGUCGAAGAAUGGAUGAGAUCCUCAAUCGAGAUGUUCUUCCGAGAGCACCCAAGCCCUACCCAGCAAGAUCUGGACGAGCACGCCAAAGCAAUCGUCCAGGCUUCCUCCGUCCGCCCGGUCGGCAUGCAAGGCGCAUGCAGCUACACCGUCAUCGCAGGCACCGAUACCAUCGUUUCCUUCCGAAUCCCUGAAAGCCCGCUCGGGGGAAGACUGGACAAGCUUGCUCACGUUAUCCACGGCGACGUUGUCCCCCUGGCCACCUUCCACGGCGUGAUUGAUUAUUCCGAGCGCAUUCGAAUCGAAAAGCGCUUCUGGGACGUAUUUUGGGACGCUACGAAAAUCAAAACAGUCGAAGAACAGGAGAAGAUCAAGUACCUCGUCGAGCAAGCAGCGAAGCUCGGUCUCCUGUUGGUUUCUGCGUUCAAGUUCGACGAGGAUAGGAAUCAUGGAUGGACUGAUUCGCUUCUGAAGGAUGAAAAGGUCAGCUUCAGUGGUGUCUCUGAAAGCCCUGAGACAGAACCAAUAAAGCAGGCUGGAGAUGCCCAGGCGAAGAGGGCCGAAAUUUUCCAGAAGAAGGAAGCUGAAAACGUCCAGGGGAAGGAGGCUGAAGAUUCUCAGGGGAAGGAGUAA